AUGUUUGCAACCUCCCAUUAUCAUCGGUAUCGCCUCUACACUUUGCCACACGAGCCCGAGUCUUCGUGCCUGUCCAAUCAUCGGGAUCUUCUUCCGAUCCGUGAAUCUGCAAAUAAGGCCGUGCUCCACGCCGCCAAAUCCGUCAUCAGGCUCUCAUCCUCUCUAGACGGGAAGCCGCUGGCCAACUGCUGCGGUUUGUGGAUCAAAUGGGACGCGGAGAGCAAGACAGGCAUUGUUUUGACGACCGCACAACUGAUUCGCUCCAACAACUCGAAGCACUCAACGUAUACCAUAGCAAACCACUGGGAAGAAGGUGCAGACCAGUACCAUAUUAAAGCUAACGUUAUUGUUCACCUGCUGGAUGACACCACUGUACAAGGCCACUACCUCUACCACCAGGAGCAUUAUGAUCUUGCCUUUUUCGAGGUCCGAGUGGAUGAACCGGUUGAUUUGCCCUCCUUCAGUAGCAGCGUGCAUUCUGGUCUAGACGUUUUCAGGCUUGCAAGAGAUGUCCAUAUGAAUUUAAGGAUAACCCACGGCUGGGUGGAGGAUCGGAAUCCAGGAAGCAAUGAGAGGCAUCACUCCAUGUACUUUUCCCAUCAAAAAACAGAUUAUCAUCCCCGUAAAGAUUUUAAUAAUUGUGUUUACCAUGUGAAAAAGGAAGAUUAUCCGUGCAAUGAGGAUGGAGGAUCCAUCAUUGAUUUGGAUGGGAAGGUCGUUGGACUGUUUAACAAGCACCCUACGAAAUCUUUUGUACCGUCUUAUAUCUUGGAUAAAUGCUUGGAUUUGUGGCUCGAGUUUCGUGAUUGUUUCCAUGCAUGGCAUGUACAUUUCCACCUUGAUUAA
Molecule: messenger RNA, 846 nt
Organism: Lolium perenne
Lineage: Eukaryota; Viridiplantae; Streptophyta; Magnoliopsida; Poales; Poaceae
Source: RefSeq, a predicted model, not a curated record